ACGAAUUCAAUUCAAACGGUGAUUCUGAAAAUUUCUUGCGUAGCGAGAAAGAAAGUUUGGUCGCGUGACUUGAAGCAAGAGGCUCUAUCUAGCUCUAUGUGAUUUACAAUAAUGAAUAAUCGUUUAUCAUGAAAUCAUCCAAAUUUCAGGCAGAGAGAACUGCCUGAUAUGCAGUUGAUACAUUUAUAGUGACUAUUGUCACGUUGCAUGCUGCUCGUAGAAAGUAACGGUAUACUUCUGGAGCUUUCACGUCGUACGCCAUCGAAUUUGUGAUUCUGGAUCCACAGUUUUACAGGAGAGACUCGUCGCUACAUACGAGGACGGGUUACUGUACUUAGUUCACAUUAUGGGGUUCGAUGUGAACCGCUUUCAAGGCGAAGUUGACGAGGAACUUGUUUGUCCAAUAUGUUCUGGAGUGUUAGAGGAUCCUGUUCAGACUUGUAGGUGAGCAAUAUGUUACAGGCACCUGUAUGUGAACAUGCCUUUUGUCGUACAUGCAUUAAUGAAUGGAUAAACAGACAACCCACUUGUCCAUUGGAUCGCACACCAAUUACAUCUGCUCAGCUUAGAGCAGUUCCAAGAAUUCUUCGGAAUCUGUUGGCCCGCCUUUGUAUUAGUUGUGAUAAUAUGAUAUACGGAUGUCAAGUGGUAGUCAAGCUUGAUAGUUUAGUGUCACAUUUGGAGCAAUGUGAAUAUAAUCCCAAGAGACCGAUGCUUUGUGAACAAGGAUGCAGCCUUAUUAUUCCCAAAAACGAGUUGAAAGAUCACAAUUGUGUGAGAGAGCUCAGAAAUAUUAUACAUUCGCAGCAACAAAAACUUGCUGAUAUGAAACGUGAGUUAGGUGAACAACAACUUCAAAUAAAUGAACACAAGAGGGAAAUACACCUUCUAAAAGAUUUCAUGAGAGCAUUGAGAGUUUCAAAUCCUGCAAUGCGUGCUAUUGCUGAUCAAAUGGAAAGAGAUGAUGUUAUAAGAUGGUCUGCUACUCUUCCUAGAGCAAGAGUAACAAGAUGGGGAGGAAUGAUUUCUACACCUGAUGAAUUGUUGCAGACAAUGAUAAAGAGAACUUUGUCAGAAUACAAUUGCCCACCUCAUAUAAUCGAUGACUUAAUGGAAAAUUGUCAUGAAAGGAAAUGGCCUCCAGGCUUAAAUUCGCUUGAAACCAGACAGAAUUCUAGAAGACUAUACGAUAAUUAUAUUUGUAAAAGAGUCCCUGGUAAACAAGCAGUGUUAGUUCUUUUUUGUGAUAAUACCCAUAUGCCAGAAGACAUGAUGAUUGAACCUGGAUUAGUGAUGAUUUUUGCACAUGGCAUAGAAUAAAAUUUUAUACCAAUGUUUACUGUGCAUGUCAAAAUAA
Messenger RNA from Frieseomelitta varia, 1357 nucleotides. RefSeq names its product E3 ubiquitin-protein ligase NRDP1 (gene elgi). Gene Ontology annotation, cellular component: plasma membrane signaling receptor complex. Gene Ontology annotation, molecular function: metal ion binding; ubiquitin protein ligase activity. Bases 454 to 1320 code for a protein of 288 amino acids. Lineage: Eukaryota; Metazoa; Arthropoda; Insecta; Hymenoptera; Apidae. The transcript has 3 exons. Gene Ontology annotation, biological process: tumor necrosis factor-mediated signaling pathway; positive regulation of JNK cascade; regulation of canonical NF-kappaB signal transduction. The record is from RefSeq and is a predicted model, not a curated record.